AUGUUGGAUGCACCGCUCAUGGCGCCCAUUGCCUCGAUGGUGUGCAUCACGAACCAAUCUAGAGCGUUUAAGCCACAGAUUGCUUCGAUCAACAUUGAACGGCGACGGAUAUUCAUCGAUAAAUUGCACACAGCAGGCCUGCGAACCGAGAUCGAUGCAUCGCAGGACGAUACGCAUUACGUGAAGAUCAACGUGCCGGAAAAUAUCCUCAAGAGCUACUGUGAACUAAUGAAAAUGCAAAUGCCAAUGAGAAAAAUCGAGGAUCAAGACAAAAUAAGACCGAAAGCUUCCUGUGGCGAAACGCUGGAGAGUAUGACAACGGACUGCACAUCGGCAUGCUUCAAACAGAAGGAAACCACCGUAGAAGAGUAUCGACUGUUGCAUGAGUACUCGGAAUCGAAGUCGUACCUGUUCGACGACAGUCAGGACGACUUUUUCUCAACAGACGUUCGCAUUGCCGUUGUGAACUUCAUCCUGGAAAGGUCGAGUUUCCAGGAGAAGGAUGUCGGAGAGGUUAAAUACUUUGGCAUGCGGCAGCUUUUGGAAGAGACCGACCAGAACGGCGUUUCUCCAUUCUGCGCCGCAUUUCCGCUUCACGAUGGCUGCGUCAAGCAUAAGGACACGGCCCGGAGCAUCCGUGCACGGCUGAUGGUCGAGUGGGCGUCGGUGAGCAAAUGUCUUAGGUACCAGCCUCUGGACGACAUAAAAGAAUACUUCGGCGUGAAGAUUGCGCUCUACUUCACGUGGGUCGGCUUCUACACGACUAUGCUUAUUCCGGCGGCAUUGGUUGGCUUCUUGUGCCUUCUGUACGGAAUACUUACCUACCCGACAAAUCGCAUCAGUAAGGAAGUCUGUAGCGACAGCACUACCGUCAUGUGUCCUCAGUGCGACAAAUAUUGCGGCUACUGGUACUUGAAUUCGACCUGCAUGAUCUCAAAGGUUGCGUACGUCUUUGAUAACGAGGGAACUAUACUUUUCUCCAUUUUCAUAUCAAUUUGGGCGGCAUUGUACCUUAGGUUGUGGAAGCGAUAUAUCGCCCGAAUCCAGUACCGCUGGGGUGUGCUGGAUUUCAGUUCCAUGGCCGAACCACCGCGUCCCGAGUAUUCGGCCCGCGUGAAAAAUUGCAAGCGGAAGAAGUACAACUUUUACACCAAAAUCGAAGAACCCUCGCCAUCGUUCUGGACUCAAAAAAUACCUACCAUUAUCUACAGCUACUCGGUGGUGUACAUGUCGAUAUCCAUGGCGGUGACUGCAGUGUUCGGUAUCAUCGUGUACCGGAUGUCUCUGAAGACGUCGAAAAAUUUGUACGGCGAAAACGCAAGCGAGUCGGUGAAACUGAUCGUUUUCCCAAUGACGACCGCCACGCUCAAUCUGCUCGCCUCGACCGUGCUCACGCAGCUGUACAACAAGGUGGCCAAAAGGAUGACCGACGUCGAAUACCGCCGUACGCAGACGGAGUACAGCGACAGUCUCAACGUGAAGCUGUUCCUGUUCGAUUGCAUCAACUACUACAGCUCCAUCUUCUACAUUGCGUUCCUGAAGGGAAAGUUUCCCGGGUACCCGAAGGAGUACAAUCGGAUUUUUAGCCUACGGCAGGAGGAAUGUAGCACGGGAGGGUGCAUGGUCGAGCUGACCAUCCAGCUAGCCAUCAUCAUGAUAGGCAAACAGCUGAUCGCGAUCGUCAAGGAGUAUUUGAUACCUUUUCUCCAGCAAAGGUAUAAACUGUUCAUCAUCCGGCGCUACAGCAAAAACACAGAUGCGGAGCUUCCACAAUCCAGCGGUCAAUGGAUCAGGGACAACAAGCUACUCUGCUGGAGGGAGCACAGUUUGUUUAAGGAUUACCUAACCAUGGUCAUUCAAUAUGGUUUCAUCACCAUAUUCGCCGUAGCCUUUCCACCCGCGUCUAUCUUUGCGUUGGUCAACAAUGUGAUCGAAACCAGGGUGGACGCAAAGAAAUAUCUUCGAUUUUACAAGCGCGCGGUACCAACACGUGUACGGAACCUUGGCAUGUGGUACGACGCGAUGUAUGUGAUCACCAAAAUCGCCGUUAUUUCAAAUGCUUACAUCAUCGCAUUUUCGUCCAACAUCACGCACCGACUGAUUUACAUGCUGUUUAUCAAUCCAGCUCAUACCGACGAAGGUUUCGUUGGCCACACCUUGGCCUACUUUAACACCUCUCACUUCGAAGCGGCUGCUCAUCCGCAUCCACCGAUGUACCAGAACGUCACGGUUGCCAUUUGUCGUUACGCCGACUAUCGGAACCCACCGGAGGGUGCGGACGCCUACGAGAGGUCGUUGCUGUACUGGAAAAUCCUGGCCCUACGAUUGGCGUUAAUGGUGAUCUACCAAAAUCUGGUCGGUACAAUACAGGUGGUGGUCUCGUGGGCAGUUCCCGAAAUGCCAAGGAAGCUCCAAGACCAGAUAAAAAAAGAACAGUACUUCAUCAAUGACUACAUCAUCACACAGGAAAAGCAAAGAACGACCGCACUUAACGCCAUGCAAAUGGAGAGCUAG
Messenger RNA from Anopheles coustani, 2514 nucleotides. RefSeq names its product anoctamin-1-like. Gene Ontology annotation, molecular function: protein dimerization activity; chloride channel activity. Gene Ontology annotation, biological process: chloride transmembrane transport. Bases 1 to 2514 code for a protein of 837 amino acids. Gene Ontology annotation, cellular component: plasma membrane. The record is from RefSeq and is a predicted model, not a curated record. Lineage: Eukaryota; Metazoa; Arthropoda; Insecta; Diptera; Culicidae. The transcript is spliced from 7 exons.